UUUUAGCCCAGCGAGGUUAUUUUAAGGAUCAAGCUUUCAUAAACUAUUUAAAAUAUUUAUUAUAUUGGAAGGAACCAGACUACGCUAGAUAUCUCAAGUAUCCAAUGUGCCUAUAUUUCCUGGAUUUGCUGCAAUAUGAACAUUUUCGACGAGAGGUAGUGAGUGCCCAGUGCACCAAGUUCAUUGAUGAUCAGCAGAUAUUGCUUUGGCAGCAUUACACUCGCCGGAGAACACGCCUUCUUCAAGCUGCUGCAGAACAGGGGCAACAAUCUCAGCAGCAGCCUGCGCAAGCAACAGGCACUGCUAGUGUUGCAACUAAUGGUCAGAGUCAUCCUCAAAAGACUAAAAAGCAACCAUUUGCACAGUUACGAUCAAUGAGUGGAACAAUAUGGCAACAACAGGGUGCAUCAAGUUGCUAUGGGAAAGUGAGAGCUUUCUUAGAUCAGUUUAAUGAAUGCCUUUGGGAAGCAAGAGCAACCGAGCAUGAAUUAGGAAAUGAGUUUGCACUCAAUUCUUUGAACAGGACCCUCUGUACGCGUCAUAGCAGAUCUCAUUUACUUUCUUGGAAACUGGGAGAUGACAUGGUGAGUACAAAUCAGUUAACCAAAUAA
This is a messenger RNA of Gryllus bimaculatus (two-spotted cricket), 611 nucleotides long. Lineage: Eukaryota; Metazoa; Arthropoda; Insecta; Orthoptera; Gryllidae. The record is from the annotation of a GenBank genome assembly.